Helobdella robusta is the source of this 510-nucleotide messenger RNA. RefSeq lists its product as hypothetical. The coding region runs from base 1 to 510 and encodes 169 amino acids. The record is from RefSeq and is a predicted model, not a curated record. The transcript has a single exon. Lineage: Eukaryota; Metazoa; Annelida; Clitellata; Rhynchobdellida; Glossiphoniidae.
AUGCAGCAUGCUGUUCAUAGUAAUAUAACUGUUAACAAAUUUACAGGAGCAACUGGUCUUACUGGUCCAGUGGGACCUCGUGGAGAUACAGGAACCGCAGGUCAACCUGGUCAACCAGGACAACAAGGUCAACCUGGAGUUAGAGGAAAUCCAGGAGCUCAAGGGCCUCAAGGUAGUCAAGGUGCUCUUGGACCAUCUGGUCAAAACGGGGACGUUGGAUCUCCUGGACCACAGGGGGCACAGGGAGCUACUGGUCCCGUUGGAGCGGCUGGAGUUCAAGGAUCUAAGGGUCAGCCUGGACCAUCAGGACAACCGGGAGCCAACGGCCAAACCGGAAGUACUGGAGCCUUCGGUCCCAAAGGUCUUACUGGAGAUCCAGGUGCUGCUGGUUCACCUGGAGUUGCUGGACCAAGAGGAGACCAAGGAUCGCAAGGUCUGUCAGGAGAUCCUGGCACUCCAGGAACACCUGGGCAGAGAGGAGAUACUGGACAACCUGGAGUGCAAGGUUAA